AUGAAUCGAUAUGCAGAUAUUGAUCUUGAAGAGAAAAGACUUCCACCUAUUUAUGGUUAUUGGAGUCAUCCAUUGGUUUCACUUGAAGAAGCUUUAAAACCCAUUAUACCAACAAUCGAUCAAUUGUCACGGUAUAUUCAAGUUGCAAAACAACAUUGUCAUUUUCCAUCAGAACAUGGUCUCACUCGAGAUGAAUCAGCUGCUGUAUUUUUGUAUACAAUGGAAUGGGGCGAUAAAAGUUUCUAUCGAGUUUUUAAUCAAGCAGUACGAUCUAAAGAUAGACGUGGAUUAACACCAUGGUUCGCCUUUCUCAAAUUGUUUGAUACGGCACUUAGUAAAUUACCUAUUGUUAAAAAAAAUGUUUGGCGUGGUGUAACUGGUGAUUUAAGUAAACAUUUUCGAAAGGGAAAAGAAUUAAUUUGGUGGAGUGUAAGUUCUUGUUCGCCAUCAGUCGAUGUUAUCAAGACAUUUCUUGAUAAUAAUUCAACUCUUUUUAUGAUUGAAGCUCUAAAAGGUAAGGAUAUUUCUAGCUAUACAAGUUUUCCUGACGAACAGGAAGUUCUAUUGGGUUUGGGAACUCGAUUACGUGUCGAAAGUAAUGCAUUGGAUCAUCCUGGUGGUUUACAUGUAAUACAUUUAAUAGAGAUUAAUGAUAAUAGUGGUGAAGAAUUAUCAUCUGCUAUGGCUCAGACACACAUUGAACCACCAAUCGAUAUUAAGAAGAAAUCUAGUAAAUAUCAAAUAUAUUUUAUAUUAAAUAAGAGAUCUUAG
This is a messenger RNA of Rotaria sp. Silwood1, 771 nucleotides long. Lineage: Eukaryota; Metazoa; Rotifera; Eurotatoria; Philodinida; Philodinidae. The record is from the annotation of a GenBank genome assembly.